GAAUCUCCUGAAGAUCAGGACUUAUUCGGCGCAGGUGCAAUGGUGCAAUCAGUUGAGCAAUCUUCUGAAUCUACUGAAUCUUCUGAAGAUCAGGACUUAUUCAGUGGAGAGCCGAGAGGUGAGCAAUCUUCUGAAUCUACUGAAUCUUCUGAAGAUCAGCACUCAAUCGGGGAAGAGUCUGAACGGCUGAAGUUUGGUGCCCUCUGCAGUGGAAACCCCGGUAACAGGAGGAGAGGAUGUGAUGACAGAGGAUAUGGCUGUGGACAUUAUGGAGCCAGCCUAGCUGGAGGUAAACGCAAACACUUGGGCCUGGACAUCGUCUGCGCUGACGGUGCGACGGUUUACGCCCCGUUCGACGUGGUGCUGGGCGGACGCGCUGUCCCGUACUCAGAAAACAACGCCAUCAAUGACGGAGUCAACCUCGGAAGACAAGGCCAAUGUUUCAAGCUGUUUUACGUCAAGCCGGACAAGUACAGCGGGACCCUGAGGAAAGGUCAGAGGCUGGGGAAGCUGCUGCCCAUGCAGUCUGUGUACCCCGGGAUCACCUCCCACAUCACUGUGCAGAUGUGCGAUAAAACCGACCCGACCAAGUACUUCUGAGGCCCGUGAGAGCCUGAGCAACCAUCCUCUCAUCGUUUUACACCUUCAUUCUCAUGUCAGAGACGGGAGUUCACCUCUUCUCCAAUCGCCCGUCUGAUCCUGUAAAACACCCCCCCCACACGUGGGAGACCAGCUUCAUUCUUGAAUUCUGAAAAGUUAUGAAAGUUAUAUCUAGCUUCAACUGUUUGCUGGCUGUCUAUCA
This is a messenger RNA of Conger conger (European conger), 802 nucleotides long. Its product is annotated as leukocyte cell-derived chemotaxin-2-like. The transcript has 6 exons. NCBI's taxonomy places the organism in Eukaryota, Metazoa, Chordata, Actinopteri, Anguilliformes, Congridae. The record is from RefSeq and is a predicted model, not a curated record. The coding region runs from base 40 to 600 and encodes 186 amino acids.